Camellia sinensis is the source of this 2536-nucleotide messenger RNA. RefSeq lists its product as uncharacterized. The record is from RefSeq and is a predicted model, not a curated record. NCBI's taxonomy places the organism in Eukaryota, Viridiplantae, Streptophyta, Magnoliopsida, Ericales, Theaceae. Gene Ontology annotation, biological process: peptidyl-threonine phosphorylation; peptidyl-serine phosphorylation. Gene Ontology annotation, molecular function: ATP binding; protein serine/threonine kinase activity.
AGUUGGUGGUGAGAGAUCUUUCUUUCCCUGGCUUCAGUUUUACAGUAGUACUCAAGCACCUCUCUUUCUCUCUCUAUCUUUCUCUCUCUCUAUACAGGCAUGCAAGCACAGGCUCUUCCUCAACUAAAUUCCACUUUUGACCAUCCCACCUCACCCCAAUCCCAUGAAUUCCUCUUCCUCUUCUUCUUCAACUCUUCGGCCUUCGCUUUUCUUCUGAAUUCUCUCUCGCAUGUCGGUCUCCGGCAUCGAAUCCGUGUUAGAUUUCCUCAGAAAAAAUGGCUUCUCCGACUCCGAAUCGGCUCUCAUGGAGGACCUCCUUGACAAGUCCGAAUUCCGCUCCUUCAAUUUCGAGAAGUUCAUAUUCCCUAUGCUCCCGCCUCCCCCUCCGGCGAUCCGCCAGGCGGAGGACGGAGGAGAUGAUUCUUCUGAGGAACUCGUCAGCUUCUGUUCUUGCACCACCGAUUUGUGUUCUUCUGAGUUCACAAAUCCAUAUGGACUUCACAUUACGACCGGGGUAAGCUCCCAAGCUUCCUCAGAUAGAUUAUCUCAAUUUGGUACUGCUUGUGAUUACCAGGAUUUUGAUAUGCAAAAUGACCUCUACUGGUACAAUGAGAAAGACGAAGACUACAUUGUGCCUCCCCACUUUGGUAGGCCAGACUCCAUUAUCUGUCCAAGUGAGGACAAGUUUGUUAUGACUUUGGAGACGGGGAAGCAAAUCAGCCAACUUGGUCUCAUUCAUAUGUCAGAAGGAUUUCAAACUGUAGACAAGAGUAAUUACUUGGACAAGCCCUGGUCUUUCAAUGUUUCCUCCUUGGACGAAAUCAUUGGGGUUCAAGUCACGGAUUAUCAUCAUUUGGAUGAAAAUGUCAAAUAUGAAGGAAUUGUUGAAAAGGCAAAAAAGGGUUCAGCACCUGUUAGUGAUUGCUGUUUGGAAGGAGGAUUUUUUGAUAGGGAUCCUAAGGAUCAUAGUCUUAUGAAUAUGAAAGUUGCUGAUGUAAAUGAUUUUAAAUGUAAGAGGAGUGCCACCAAUGACUGGGCCGAAGAGUCUAAAGCUGCCAAUGAGUUGCAUAUUCCAGUUACUGAGAAAGAUUUCCUACCAAAUGGAAAAGACGACCAUGAUGGUGGAAAUGCAAGAGAACUGGCCGGAGAUUCCCUUCUGCAAGAGGGUGUUGCUGAUGAAGAAGAGGGUGUUGCUGCAGAUCAGCUUCUGACGUAUGACAGUAACGAGGAAGAACAUGAAGUAUUCAAUCUAAGAAUUAUCCACAGGAAAAACCGGACUGGAUUCGAAGAGAACAAGGAUCUGCCUAUUGUUCUUAAUAGCAUCAUAGCUGGCAGAUAUUAUGUUACAGAAUACCUUGGUUCAGCUGCUUUCAGCAGAGUUGUUCAGGCACAAGAUCUGCACACGGAAGUGGCUGUUUGCUUGAAGAUCAUUAAAAAUGAUAAGGACUUCUUUGAUCAGAGCUUAGAUGAAAUCAAACUUCUAAAGUUUGUGAACAAGCAUGAUCCUGGUGAUGAACGCCACAUUUUGCGUCUAUAUGAUUACUUCUACUAUCAGGAGCAUCUUUUCAUUGUUUGUGAACUUCUUCGGGCAAACUUGUAUGAAUUUCACAAAUAUAAUCGAGAAUCUGGUGGAGAGCCAUAUUUUACAUUGAGCAGGCUGCAGCACAUAACCCGGCAAUGUUUGGAGGCACUAGAAUACUUGCAUCACUUGGGAGUUAUCCACUGUGAUCUUAAGCCUGAGAAUAUUCUUAUCAAAAGUUACACGAGAUGUGAGAUAAAGGUUAUUGAUCUUGGAAGCAGUUGCUUUGAGACAGACAACUUGUGCCUCUAUGUACAAUCUCGUUCCUACAGGGCUCCCGAAGUCAUCCUUGGCCUCCCAUAUGAUCAGAAGAUUGACCUUUGGUCUCUUGGCUGCAUCUUGGCUGAGCUAUGCUCUGGCGAAGUGCUUUUUCCAAAUGAUGCACUUGUGAUGUUGCUGGCUCGCAUGAUUGGCAUGCUUGGUCCAAUUGAUAUGGAGAUGUUAGUGAAGGGGCAGGAGACAGACAAGUAUUUUACAGAAGAAUAUGAUCUUUAUCUAAUAAAUGAGGAAACAAACCAAUUGGAGUACGUAAUUCCCGAGGAGUCAUCCUUGGAGAAUCACCUACAGGUCUCUGAUACUGGAUUUAUUAAUUUCGUAACGGACUUACUUGAAAUAAAUCCCGAGAGGCGUCCAACUGCAAGGGAGGCGCUAGAGCACCCGUGGCUUUCUCAUCAGUACGUAUAGCUUUCUGUUUUCUGUCAAGACAAGACCAAUCUAAGUUUCUGAUCAAAAAUUCUGAUUUUAUAUACAUACAGAGUAACCAUGUUGUAUUGUAUAUAUAUUCUUUAUCAACAUUUUUGUAUUGUAUUCUGACUGUAAUUCUUUGUUUUCUGGGAGGGCUUGGAAAAUUGGAUAUCAAAUAAUGAUUCGGGUUCCGUAUGUGUUAUGGAGUUCCCUUUAUGUAAUUAAACACUUGGUUAUAUAAUGAAAGCAUAUAGUUUUUUGGGUGAGAAAAUA